CCGCGGCGACACUGCCGGGUCCCUGCUGCUAGCGGUCAGCAUGCAGCUGCACCUGCUCCCGCUGUUGGCGCUGUGCGGGGCGGGUUGCGUGGUGGCGGGUCCCAGCUACAGCCUGCGGGGGAGCUGGCGGGUGAGCAACGGGAACGGCUCCCUGGAGCUCCCGGGGACCGUCCCGGGCUGCGUGCACAGCGCCCUGUACCAGCGCGGGCUGAUCCAGGAUCCUUACUACAGGUUUAAUGACCUUCGCUACAGGUGGAUUUCCUUAGAUAACUGGACCUACAGCACGGACUUUAAAAUCCCCUUUAACGUCAGUGAAUGGCAGAAAGUAAGGUUGAUUUUCGAAGGAGUCGAUACAGUUGCACAAAUCCUGUUCAAUAAUGUCACUCUCGGGAAGACAGACAACAUGUUCACUGGAUACAGCUUUGACAUCACCGGUGUGGUCAGAGACGUGAACGCCUUACAGCUGCGCUUCCAGUCAGCAGUACAAUAUGCUGAGCGUCAGAGCAAAGCUCACGCUAACUAUUCCGUACCACCAAACUGCCCCCCAAAGGAGCAGAAAGGUGAAUGCCAUGUCAACUUUAUCCGAAAGGAGCAGUGCUCCUUCAGUUGGGACUGGGGACCUGCCUUUCCCUCUCAGGGAAUCUGGAAAGACGUUAGAAUUGAAGCCUACAACAUCAGUCAUCUGGAUUACCUCACGUUUUUGCCAAUCUAUGAUAACACUUCUCGGGAGUGGAAUGUUGAAAUAGAGGCUUCUUUUGACGUUGUCAGCUCAAAGCCAGUUGGUGGUCAGGUGACUGUAGCCAUCCCUAAACUGCAAACACGGCAGACAUUUGACAUUGAACUUCAGCAGAGGCAAAGAACGGUUAAACUCCUUGUGAAAAUUAGCAAGGACAUUGCUGUGGAACUCUGGUGGCCUCGUGGACAUGGAAAUCAGACUGGAUACAACAUGACAGUUCUCUUUGUGCUGGAUGGAGGCUUAAAUAUUGAAAGAUCGGUCAAGGUUUAUUUCAGGACAGUACAACUUAUCGAAGAGCCCAUAAAAGGAUCUCCUGGCCUGAGUUUCUACUUCAAAAUUAAUGGACUUCCUAUAUUUCUGAAAGGCUCAAACUGGAUCCCAGCUGACUCAUUCCAAGAUAGAGUCACUCCCGAACUGUUGCAGGUCCUUCUGCGGUCCGUUGUGGACGCCAACAUGAACACCCUGCGGGUGUGGGGAGGAGGUACCUAUGAGCAGGAUGGAUUCUAUGAACUUUGCAAUGAACUUGGAAUCAUGGUAUGGCAGGACUUUAUGUUUGCCUGCGCCCUUUAUCCAGUUGGGCGGAGCUUCGUGGAGUCAGUGAGAGCUGAAGUUGCUUACCAGAUCAGGAGACUGAAAUCUCACCCCUCCAUCAUCAUAUGGAGUGGUAAUAACGAGAAUGAAGUGGCCUUGAGGGUGAACUGGUUUCAUGUAAAUCCCAGUGACUUGGAAACCUACUUUAAAGACUAUGUGACCCUCUAUGUGAGAAACAUCAGAGAGAUUGUCUUAUCAGAAGACAAGAGCCGACCUUUUAUUGUGUCCAGUCCUACCAAUGGGGUCAAAACCAUGGCAGAAGGCUGGAUCUCUAAUGACCCUAACAGCAACCAUUAUGGCGAUGUCCAUUUUUAUGACUAUUCCAAUGACUGCUGGGAUUGGAAGAUGUUCCCAAAAGCCCGAUUUGUAUCCGAAUAUGGCUACCAGUCCUGGCCUUCCUUUAGUACACUAGAGAAGGUCUCGUCUAAAGAGGACUGGUCUUAUAGUAGCGGCUUUGCCCUUCACCGACAGCAUCAUGGGAAUGGUAACGAUGAGAUGCUUGAGCAGGUUCAGCUCCACUUUAGACUCCCCCGAAGGACAGAUCCCUUACGCAAAUUUAAAGAUAUGAUCUACCUUACUCAGGUGAUGCAGGCCCAGUGCAUCAAGACAGAAACUGAAUUCUACAUGCGCAGCCGCAGCGAGAUAGUGGACGGAGAAGGCCACACCAUGGGGGCACUGUAUUGGCAGCUGAAUGAUAUCUGGCAGGCUCCUUCCUGGGCCUCUCUUGAGUAUGGAGGGAAAUGGAAGAUGCUGCAUUACUUUGCUCGGCGUUUCUUCGCUCCGCUGCUGCCAGUGGGUUUUGAAGAUAAAGGUGUGUUUUAUGUCUAUGGUGUGUCAGAUCUUCACAGAGACUACAAAACAAGGCUCACUCUGAGGCUCCAUACCUGGAGCUCCCUGAAGCCUUUGUGCUCUGUUGUCACUUCAAGUGCUGUGAUGAAAGCAGGGGAGGCUGCGAUUCUCUACCAGGAGCCGGUGCCUGACCUGCUGAAGAGAUGUGGGGGCUGUACGAGGGAAAGCUGUGUGGUUUCCUUCCACCUUUCAACUCACGCUGACCUCUUCAGCCCAACCAACUACCAUUUCCUGUCCUCCCUUAAGGAUGCCCAAGGGCUGGUCAAGGCCAGCAUCACUGUCACCAUCUCUCAGAAGGGUGAUUUAUUUGUGUUUGAUCUGAGAACUUCUGCCGUCGCUCCCUUUGUUUGGUUGGAUGUAGGGAGCAUCCCAGGGAGAUUCAGUGAUAACGGCUUCCUCAUGAUCGAGAAGAUGCGCUCUGUACUGUUUUAUCCUUGGAAGCUCACCAGCAAGAGUGAGCUGCAGCAGGCUUUCACUGUGACCUCCCUGACAGAUACCUACUGAAGCCAUGUGGCUGGAUUUCAGCAGACACUGGGAAUGAAGCCUCGCUAAAGCAUGACUGGAGAGAAAGACAGCCUGGGGUAAAGCGGAGAAGCCGCGGCAUAUCUGCUAGCUGGUAUGUGCCAACUCUCCAUGCUUUUGGUUUGUACAGCGGAUGUUUUUAAAGAUGUCUGAUCACCCAGGUGAUGCCCUUGGACAAGGUCAUGCCCAGGUGUUCUUGAGUCUCCCAGGAUUGUGGUUUCAGAACUUUGUCCGAUAGCUAAGGCACAACUAGAAGGGUUAUAUAACUUGAUGAUAUUUUAGGAAGAUUGUGACAUGGCGGUGUGCAUUCAUGGAACUAAACGGGGAGGUUCUAAAGUAAUGUAGGGCUUUCAUUAGGAGUAUAAAGUGGUACUCCCUGAAGACAAAGUAUGUGGCUAUUAUUGCCAGAGGAAAUGGAAGCUCAGAUGUUAUAGAAUAGAAUGCGUGAUGGCAGCCAUAUUGGUUGCUGUUGGUAGACAGUGGAGGGGCUCGAUGGUUGCCAUUUGAUUGCCAUCUUCGACAUAGGAUUCCUUUUCUCAUAAGAGUGAUAUUUCUUUAAAAAUCAGUGUAGGCCGGCUGUGCUCAUACCUCCCUGUAGUCCCAGUGCUCUGGAGGCAGAGGCAGGGGGGCUCACAAGUUCCAGGUUGGCCCUGGCUACAUUGUGGAAUUUUUCACCCGUCUUGGCCUUAAGCUUUCAUGUGAGCAUUAGUCUUAACACUGAUUCUGAUGCGCUUUCUAAUCCAAAGGGUGAGCUGCAUUUAAACUCAUUGACUCUGGUGCGGAAUUGGCAAACAAGGUUAAUAAGCAGCUAAUUUGGAUAUAGGUUUGGGGACUUUUUGUACCUCUUUUAUGUUUUUCUAUAUGUUUAAAAUUAUAUGCAAAGCCACAGGUUAUACAAAUUGCAUUGGCAACUUGAUUGUUCGUCCAUGCUCUAUU
This is a messenger RNA of Chionomys nivalis (European snow vole), 3634 nucleotides long. RefSeq names its product mannosidase beta (gene Manba). The transcript has 17 exons. NCBI's taxonomy places the organism in Eukaryota, Metazoa, Chordata, Mammalia, Rodentia, Cricetidae. Gene Ontology annotation, biological process: glycoprotein catabolic process; carbohydrate metabolic process. The record is from RefSeq and is a predicted model, not a curated record. Gene Ontology annotation, molecular function: beta-mannosidase activity. Bases 41 to 2680 code for a protein of 879 amino acids.